AUGGGUUCACCUGAACACACAAGGAGUUCAGCAAAACAGGAUGUAGACGAGGAUGUGGAGGUGAACAUUGAUAGUGUCAGGGAGGACGAUGAGUGGGAUGGUGAUGAUAAAAGAAAGCACCGGCCUCAUGGUCGUUCUGGUGGUAGAAAAGAUGGAAGCAGGACUGAAGCUGUGAAAACCUCAUCAAAGUAUGGGAUAUCAAAUGAUAACUAUGAUGUUAUUGAGAUUCAGACCAAGCCGUUUGAUUAUGGAAGAGGGGAGUCUGAGUCCGUGUUUGUGAAAAGCAAUGAGGUUGUUCUGCUAGCUGACACUAAAUUGGCCCCAAGUGCUGAAGUGUUUGAUUAUUCAAGGUCGGAAAUGUCAAGAAAUGCACCUGGAUCUGGAUCCUCUGGUGAAGGUUCAAAAGAAAAAUUCAUGGAUGGUGGUGUUACAAUGCCAGAUUCAUGGAGAGACGACACUGGUUAUCAGGCAGAAAAUUCUAGAGUCCAGAGAGGUGUUGGGUCGAAUCACGGUGCAUCAGGCCAAAGUUCUAGCAGUGGCUCACAACUCCCACUUGGAAAUCUGGAGCCUGGUUCCUUCAGUAGAGGUGCUUUUCAAGGUGUCAGGGGAAGUAGAGUUGGGAGAGGGGGAAGGGGUAGGCCUCCGGGGAGAGAGAAUCAACAGGCUGGUAUUCCAAUGCCCUUGAUUGGAUCACCAUUUGGACCACUGGGAAUGCCACUGCCUGGACCUAUGCAAUCUCUAACUCCUAACAUGUCCCCUGCUCCGGUUCCUCCAAUUUCCCCAGGAAUAUUUAUUCCACCAUUUCAACCUCCUGUUGUUUGGCCUGGAGCUCGAGGUGUUGAGAUGAAUAUGCUUGCUGUUCCAUCUGGUCUCCCACAUGUUCCUCAUGGGCCCUCGGGACCUAGACUUCCCCCUAAUAUCGGAAAUCCACCAAAUCCUGCUUUGUUUUUCAAUCCAUCAGGACCUGGAAGGGGAACGAGUCCUAACAUGUGUGGCCCAAAUUUUAAUGCUAAUGCUCCAGUAGUUCGUGGGCAACCUCAAGACAGAGCCCUUGGAGGCUGGGUUCCUUCUAGAUCUAAUGGACCCCUUGGCAAAGCUCCUUCUAGAGGAGAGCAGAACGAUUACUCUCAAAACUUUGUUGACACUGGUAUGCGUCCCCAGAAUUUUAUAAGGGAACUAGAGCUCACUAGUGUUGUGGAGGACUAUCCAAAGCUUCGGGAGCUUAUACAGAAAAAGGAUGAAAUUGUUGCCAAAUCUUCUUCUCCUCCUGUGUACUUUAAGUGUGAUCUGCGGGAGCAGGUGCUUUCUCCAGAAUUCUUUGCGACCAAGUUUGAUGUCAUUCUCAUUGACCCACCUUGGGAGGAAUACGUUCAUCGAGCUCCUGGUGUGACUGAUCAUAUGGAGUACUGGACAUUUGAAGAAAUUAUGAAUCUCAAGAUUGAGUCAAUUGCAGACACUCCGUCUUUCAUCUUCCUUUGGGUUGGUGAUGGUGUUGGGCUAGAGCAAGGCCGACAAUGUCUAAAGAAGUGGGGAUUUCGCAGAUGUGAAGAUAUAUGUUGGGUGAAGACAAAUAAAACAAAUGCAACCCCGGGAUUGCGUCAUGAUUCUCAUACUCUAUUUCAGCGUUCAAAGGAACACUGCUUGAUGGGAAUAAAAGGAACAGUACGUCGCAGUACUGAUGGUCACAUAAUCCAUGCCAACAUUGACACUGAUGUAAUAAUUGCUGAGGAGCCUCCUUAUGGAUCAACUGCAAAGCCUGAAGAUAUGUAUAGGAUAAUUGAACAUUUUGCUCUUGGACGGAGAAGGCUUGAACUUUUCGGUGAAGAUCAUAACAUUCGUUCUGGCUGGUUGACAGUUGGUAAAGGAUUAUCUUCCUCAAAUUUUAAUUCUGAGGCAUAUAUUAGGCGUUUCAUGGAUAAGGACGGAAAAGUUUGGCAAGGAGGGGGAGGAAGAAAUCCACCACAAGAGGCACCACACCUUGUCCUGACUACUCCCGAAAUAGAAGCUCUUCGUCCAAAGUCACCCAUGAAGAACCAGCAGCAAAUGCAACAGCAGCAGUCGGCAUCUAUAACACUGACAACAGCAAAUUCCAGCAACAAAAGGACUUCAGGAAAUUCCCCACAAAAUCAUAAUGCACCAAAUCUAAAUCAAGAGGCCUCGAGUUCUAAUGUCUCGACUCCAGGUCCCUGGGCUUCACCAAUGCAAAGCUUAAAAGGAAGAGAGAGUGGCUAUAUGGGUUCUGAUGAUAGGGUUUUCGAUGGAUACGGUUAUAAUGCACCAUCAUUUGGUCCGGCUAAUGGAGACUUUUCGGAUUAUGACACUCAGAGAGGAAUGAAUAUGUUGUAG
Molecule: messenger RNA, 2346 nt
Organism: Fraxinus pennsylvanica
Lineage: Eukaryota; Viridiplantae; Streptophyta; Magnoliopsida; Lamiales; Oleaceae
Source: the annotation of a GenBank genome assembly